UGUCUGUCUUAUUGCAUCUCACACGCCACCUGCUUAGGUCCCUCAUCAAAGCACAACACGGAGGUGGAGUGCCUCACUUUCUCUACCAGACGUUGUGGAAUAACCCGCGUGUACUCACGUAUGCGUAUGCUCAUGCACUCCUAACUCACUGGAGAAACAUAGAUAUACUGCUGUUCCACAGCAUACAGCACAGCAGUGUGUCACCUCUUUCUCACCAGCUAUCAGCUCCAGAAGAACAGGGCUACUGAGGACAAAUUGUUGAAACACAAUGCACCCACAGAGCCUCCCCAUCGCAGGAGUGUAAGAGCCCCGAUCCAACAUGGGGAGUCGUUCCAGCAAAGAUCGCCGGAGCUCCAACUCGCAGGCUUCUCUUCUGAGCCAGGAAGUGAAUGCUGAGCCCGCCGCAGUGGAUGAUAACAGACAUGUCGUGGUGUCUCUGUACAACUAUCCCUCUGAAGAACUAACGGACUGCCUCAUUCGUGUGGGAGAGAAGCUCAACAUCCUAUCAGAAGAAGGUGAUUGGUGGCGGGUGAGUUCCUCAGCAACAGGCAAGGAAAGCUACAUCCCUAGCAACUAUACUGCCAAAGUGUUCCACAGGUGGCAAUUUAAGGGCAUCAGUAGAGAGAAGGCAGAGGAGCUGCUGCUGCUCCCUUACAACCAGGCUGGGUCCUUCUUGAUCCGGGAGAGCCAGACCUGCAUUGGUACCCACUCCCUGUCUAUAAAAAGGAGCAUAGGCUCUGGCAGAGCCUCUGUGAAACAUUAUCGCAUACACCAGCUGCAAAACGGCUGGUACUACAUCUCGCCCAGGCUCACUUUCUCCUCUCUGACCCAGCUGGUGGACCACUACUCUGAGGUGGCUGAUGGACUCUGCUGUUUGCUGGGAGAACCAUGCUUCAUCUUUGGAUCUAACAAUGUCCCCGUGACCACCAGCGCACCACCAAUGGCCGUAAGGAAGGCCACCCUCAACUGGAAGGAUGUGGACAGCUCCAUGAUUUUCAGCAAGGACAAAGUGGACACAGAAGAAUCCCUGGUCAGUGAGGGGCUAAGGGAAGCCAUCAACUCAUAUUUGUUCAUGACAAAUGAAGGGAACUGUGAGGACUGUGAGCUCAGCUGGAAUACCUGAAAAUGAAGACCAGUUUCACUCCUCAAGGAGAGUUCACUAGUGACAACAAAGAUAAUGGCAGGAGCAGGCUUGUGCACAGAGACCAAGCUACAAGACCUUCUGCCUGUUUACAAGAGGGCAUACAGACGCUCCCUUUUUCAGUAGACAACAUGUUUCUGAAGGUAGACUUUUUCAAUUCCAAGACCCAGCCUCUACAAGGCUCUAAAAUGGAGGCUACUUUUGCAUAAUUGCCAUUUUGAAUGGGUUUUAACAAAGGGGAAAAGUACUACAGAACAAAAGAGCAUACCGGAGCUGCUGUAUGCAUCAUCCAACACUCUGAAGAGGUGAAUGGAAGAUCGGUUUCUACUACAUUAUCUUUUUGGUCAAACGGAGGACUGAUCAUAGAGCUAAAUAACUGUACACCUCAGAUUGCACCAAUGAUUUGAAUGGACACUAGACCCAAAGUGACAGUACAAGACAUUUUGUGUAAAUGAAGAGAGCACAUUGUAUAGUGAGUAAAAUGGUGUGAAUGGUCUGUUUGGGGAACAUCAGAUGCGUGACAAUUCCACUUUGAACAUUCUGGAACAUUAUCAGCUGGGUGGAGUACCUCAAUCACUUCCUGGAAAGAGCACUCUGCUGAUGCAGGUUUAUCUCAAUGCUUUUCAUCAUGUUAACAUUACUGGCCAGCUGGAUUGCUGCCUAUCACUCAAACUGACUGUCAAAGAAGAAUGUGGUCAUGAUUCCAUGCUUAUUCAAUUCAUGGUAAUCACACUGCACCUGUGGUGAUUUUUUUUUUCUCAUAAAUGUUUAUUUUUUAUCAUCAAACCUAAUUUUUCCAUUCAAUAACCAAUGUCUGAUUACCGCUGAUACAAUGUUCCAGUGAGCUAGGUUCUCAGAUGAUUAGAUUAAACCUAAAAGUGCUUUCACAUUUUCAGUUGAAGCUGAUACUUUUUCAGAUUGAGUCUGUAGAGCUGUGCAAGAUAACUGAAAUAAAUUAAUUGAUAGAACAAAGAAAACAA
This is a messenger RNA of Anguilla rostrata (American eel), 2121 nucleotides long. Its product is annotated as src-like-adapter 2. NCBI's taxonomy places the organism in Eukaryota, Metazoa, Chordata, Actinopteri, Anguilliformes, Anguillidae. Gene Ontology annotation, biological process: signal transduction; regulation of MAPK cascade. The transcript has 8 exons. Gene Ontology annotation, cellular component: nucleoplasm; COP9 signalosome; cytoplasm. The record is from RefSeq and is a predicted model, not a curated record. Gene Ontology annotation, molecular function: phosphotyrosine residue binding; epidermal growth factor receptor binding. The coding region runs from base 320 to 1123 and encodes 267 amino acids.